Messenger RNA from Lineus longissimus, 3568 nucleotides. RefSeq lists its product as uncharacterized. Gene Ontology annotation, molecular function: zinc ion binding. The transcript is spliced from 2 exons. The record is from RefSeq and is a predicted model, not a curated record. NCBI's taxonomy places the organism in Eukaryota, Metazoa, Nemertea, Pilidiophora, Heteronemertea, Lineidae. Bases 348 to 2315 code for a protein of 655 amino acids.
GCAAAUUAUCGCAGUACUGUGGAAUAUGAUUCAACUACAAUUCCCCCAAUGAGAGGAAUCCGCUUCAUUUGCCUCAUUAAACCGGAAGAGGCCAAAUGUGUGCUCCUAAACGGUGCUAGUAUCGCUAAGCAACCGUUGCCAAUGGAUGAAUGGCGAAGCUAGGAGAUUGAUUCGACUACUUACCCGAUACGCUUUGCGGCUGGCAUGUUUCGACGAAUCCAUUCCAGGAAGUGUUUUGCUAUACCAGCAUUUUGCUAGCUCGUCUCCUGCUGAAUUGAUUUUCAAGGGCGAACACACUCAGAUCAAGAUUUAUGACAACAAGAUACAGAUUAUAGGAGGACGAAAAUAUGAUGGCAUCCGAAGAAUCCAGUGGUGAACCAGUGUGCCUCGUGUGCUUGGAGACACACGACACCUUAAAGGUUGUGCCUGUGUGCAAGCAUGUAUUCUGCCGUAGAUGUCUGUCGAAGCACCUUGAGAAGCAGGGACCAUCGAGUGAGAGCUUUCCGUGCCCUACGUGCCAUGUCCAGUCUACAUUGACAGAGGAAGGGAUAGAUGGAUUGAUGGACUAUGACGUUGAUAGAGAAGAUGUUUUGGGUAAGGAAAGGCAAGGCGUUCGAGCGAUGAAAAAGGAUGCGGGUUUGAAGGACAAAAUUGAUAAAUGUGAAAGUUGCCGCUUUACCUUGGGUUCGAGUGUUCCUGCUGAAACACUUUGCGAUGAGUGUGAACACUUGUACCUCUGUGUCGACUGUACAAAGAUACAUGCUAAUAAUCCAGUCACCUCACGCCAUGUGGUCAGCUCACUCAAAUCUCUUAAGAGAAAGGCCGAGGCUGUCUGUAAGAAACACAAAAGACAGCCUGCCAGCUUUUGCUCUACCUGUUCGAAGCCCUGCUGUCAUUUGUGUAUCUUAUUUGAUCACGGCGACCAUGACGUCAAAUCGAUUGGAGAUGCAUUCCGCUCCCUUGUUGAGGACCUGAAGAACGUUACAGAAGGGCAGGAAAAACGAUCGACCAACCCAAGGAAAUGUGAGGGGCAGUUGAAGGUGCUAAAUGCGUCUGAGGUAUCGAGAAAGAAGGACAUCCUUGUUCAAGAGAUUGAAAAUCACGCGGAAAGGAGUAUUGAACAAAUCAUACAACAGAAAGAUGCACUGAAGGAACAGGUCCUUACGAAAUAUAAGGCUGUAACGGAAGUGUUGGAGUGGAUGAAUAAGUUGCCGGGGUUGCCGCUGUUAGACAAAAUUGUUCCCAAAACACAGAAAUUGUUGUCAGAAGCUGGCCCACACCCUGAUGAUUUGCGGCUGUUGUCGGUGAUGCUAAGACAGGUCACUGAGGUCAGCAUUGAUGACGACAUUGAGGCUUGUUUGGAUGGCUACUGGGAAGCUUACAGGAGUUUGUUUCAGAGUCCUAUGUGCUUUGUGCCAACCAAUAAGAGUUACAGCAUAGGAGAUAUGACUGUCAGGGAAAGAAAGUGUAAUCUUGAGAAUGCAGCAUUGGUCUGCGAAAAGACACUCGAAGUUGACAAUGAUGCCAAGUUUAUACCCUGUGUUGCCAACCUUGGUAUUGACUUCUACGCUGUUGCUCACCCAAUCCUCCAUGGUGAGGCUUCAAAUGGAAUCGAUGUUUUCAAGUUUCCUGGUGAACUCCAACGGACCAUCACAGAUCAUGUUCCCCCAUUUUACGACAUGGUUGCAACUCCUGCUGGCGAAAUCGCUGUACUGUCUGACGGAGCAAAGGAAAGGUCGUGUGCAGUGUGGAUCUUCGAUCCAGAGCAGGGCUACACCAGGACGACAACAGAUUUUGCUGUCGGUGGUCCACUCUCAUUUGACAUCAGUCCCAUUAACCAGUAUGCCAUUCUAAGCGGUGAUGGACGGAAGAGGGUCAUCACUCUCUUCAACGAGGACGGGUCCGUGGAGCUCACACACUUGGUUGUAGAAGCAGAUGGUGUCAAGGAAGCAAGACGGAUCAGUUGCAGUGCCAGCUUCAUCUACCUGAUUGGGAAGGGGGGUGCCAUUGAGGUAUAUAAGAAGGAGGACAAAAAGUUAGUUUUGGUCGAUGUAAAUAAACAAUACACCUUUAAUUACGGGGACAUAUCAGCUAGUUUGUUUGCCGGAGUCACGGUGUGUUUUAAUUGUACUGCUACAGUUAUCGACUUGUUUAGAUUCGCACAGGGCUACCAACCAUAUAAGCUGGUGUAUGCUGGUUGCAAAGAAAUUUUUUCGGCACAAAGUGGAACAGACCUGGAAUCGCGUGUGUCUGUAAGUGACGAGUACAUUGUGUGGUCGCGUGGUAAUAGGAUCAUGGUGUUCAAGGAAUCGUAGAUUCGUGAGCCAGACCAGGGUGCCCAAUCAGCUGAGCGUGCUGACUACUCUCCCGGUCUUCGGUCCAAUGUCGAAUUUGUUUCCAUUGUUGAAAGGUGACCGAUGAACCAACUACGGCAGUGUCAGUAAAUUGAGUUGGACUUGGCAACGAUGAUUACCAUUGACGACGCUUGGACAAUGCGUGCUGAUGAGUGUGCGUGUGUUUGGGGGGGGGGGGGAAGGGGACAUUUCAGGUCGAUCGGCCCGACGUAUUCUCGGACUGAUUGUGAGGGAUGUCAUGCACUUCUUUUACACCCCUCGAGUUCACCAGUCACAAAAUAGAUCGAAUAGAGCCAUUGUACCGGAAAUGUAUUCCCCACCCGAUACGGUCAACCGAUUUGGCAUCUUCAUGAUGUGACGGAUCCAUGGUUCGGCUAUGUGUCCACUCUCCCACUUGAUUCUCGUUGGUCUAUUGUAUAUGGGGAAUCUCAUUCUAUGAUUUAAACAUGGUACGAACGCACAUCAGUGUGUGUAGAAAAAGUAAUCGGAGUUAAAGGUUGGUGCUGUGUCCUGGCACAUCUACAUUGUAUAUCUGUCUAUUUAGUAGUGGCUUAGUGUAGGAAACAUCUUCAUCCCGGGGCCGAGAAUGUAGCUACAUUUCAUAGUGGGGAAAGGACUUGACUGUGCUACCUAUACGACCCUCUGGUGUAAUAGAAAUGCAACGCCACCUAUACUUGGACGGCAGUUUUUGGUUGAACGAAUAACUGACUUUUCCUUGCUUGAUAUCCUGGCAUGAAAGGGGCAUCAUGACCCUCAAUGUAUUGACAUUGCUCGACUUCCAGAUAACGUAUGGGCGGAGGCUACGGCCGCAAUACUGCUGGAAGUUCAGUAUGGAGAGGAGUCGCUCCUUGAAGUUCUACCGGGUAACUAUCCAUGAAAUAUCUUCUCCGGAAAUUCUUGAAUUAAUAACACAAGAAGGACUUAUGUACAAUCAUAAUUGAUAAACUUUAUUUUAAAUGAUAUUCACGCACAAAUGUAUACUGUUGAUUAAUAAUCCGUCAUGGUCCAUGUAGAAACAUGUGGUAGAUGGAGCCCAAAUCUAAUUUUUAGGAUGUUUCGGUGUAUCGUUUCUGAGUGUUUCCCCUCGUUGUUUUGAUAGCUGAAAUACAGAUUGGCACAGUUUCUCUCUUUUCUAUUGAGAGGUCAUCUCUCAGCAGUCUAUUGUAUACGAAAACACAGCUUCACUGAAAUAUGAGAAACAACCAAAAUAGUCA